Nanorana parkeri is the source of this 3112-nucleotide messenger RNA. RefSeq names its product probable cation-transporting ATPase 13A4. The transcript is spliced from 26 exons. The coding region runs from base 66 to 3092 and encodes 1008 amino acids. Gene Ontology annotation, cellular component: late endosome membrane. Lineage: Eukaryota; Metazoa; Chordata; Amphibia; Anura; Dicroglossidae. Gene Ontology annotation, molecular function: ATP hydrolysis activity; ATP binding; polyamine transmembrane transporter activity. The record is from RefSeq and is a predicted model, not a curated record. Gene Ontology annotation, biological process: intracellular calcium ion homeostasis; polyamine transmembrane transport.
ACAGGACAGUCAGUUUUUAUUUCUGAUUUUGGCACAUUCUACAGAGGAGAGAGCUUUCACCAUUGAUGGAGAGAAAUGUUGAUCAGAAGCAUCAUGCUCUACUUAAUCAAGGAGAAGAAAAUGAGAUGGAAACGCGUGGCUACAAAGAGCAGUCCUGCAGAAGAGCAGCCUGUAUUCUUGGAUAUAUAUUUUCCUGUGGCUUUCUUUGGCUUCUCUUCUAUUGGAAGCCAGAAUGGCAUGUCUGGGCACACUGUGUUCCAUGCAGCAUGCAGGAAGCUGACAUUAUACUGCUGAAAACCACAGAUGAAUUUGAACAUUAUUUCAGGAAAAGCAUAGAAUGGAUUCAGCUGCAGGACCUGAACAUAUCAAUGAACACAAACACUGCCCAGCCGGUGAUUGCUGAUGGGAAAUCUAUCAUUACUAAAGCCAUCCAUAAAACAGGCCUAAAGGUUAAACUGAUAAAAGUACAAAAAGUCACUUACGUUUGGGAUCAAGAAGCACAACAGUUUCAGAGAGCAGGGGUUCUUGAGGACAGCCUAACCUGCUUUGACAUUCAUUCCAAAUUUGGUUCUGGCUUAACACGUGAAGAGCAGAACAUCAGGAAAACAAUUUGCGGAUCAAAUGCCAUUGAAGUUGACAUUGAACCAAUCUGGAAAUUAUUGUUCAAAGAGGUGUUGAACCCCUUUUAUGCCUUUGAAGUUUGCAGUUUAGCUCUGUGGUUGGCCGUGGGGUUCAUUGAAUAUUCAAUUGCUGUUAUUAUAAUGACUCUCAUUUCCAUCAUUUUUACAGUUUAUGACUUAAGAAAGGAAUCUGUGAAACUUCAUAACCUGGUGAAAUCCAACAACACUGUCAAGGUGACCAUACGUCAGAAAAAUGGAGAAUGUAAAGAGAUAGAGUCACACUGCUUGGUGCCAGGGGAUGUAAUCGUUGUUACAGGAAAGAAGCAGUUCUUACCAUGUGAUGCCAUACUUCUCAAUGGAGGAUGUAUUGUGAAUGAAAGCAUGCUUACAGGUGAAAGUAUUCCUGUCUCUAAAACUUCCCUACCCAACAAUAACCAUACCAUGCCGUGGAAGGCGCACAGUGGAGAGGAUUUCAAAAGACAUAUACUUUUCUGUGGAACAGAAGUCAUUCAGACGAAGCCAGCUAGCCACGGGCAAGUGAAGGCAGUUGUCCUAAGAACUGGAUUUAAUACUGCUAAAGGAGAUUUGGUCAGAUCUAUCUUGUACCCAAAACCCAUGAAUUUUAAACUGUAUAGAGAUGCCUUCAGAUUCUUGAUGAUUUUAGCUGGAGUUGCUGUGAUUGGAACAAUCUACACUGUGGCUGUUUUUGUCUUAAAGGGGGAGUCUCCCACUCAAGUAGUGAUCAAAGCUUUAAUCAUUAUUACUACUGCUGUCCCUCCAGCACUGUCAGCUGCUUUGUCUACAGGAAUCAUGUAUGCACAGCGCAGACUCAAAAGAAAGGGAAUUUUUUGCAUUAGUCCUCAAAGGAUCAAUGUAUGUGGUCGGCUGAACAUUAUUUGUUUUGAUAAGACGGGAACUCUAACAGAAGACGGUUUAGACCUUUGGGGAGUGCUGCCUUCUCAAGGAAACUGUUUCCAGAAAAUUCAUAACUUUACAUCAGAUGACACUUUGCCUUGGAGCCCCCUUCUCGGAGCACUGAGCUGCUGCCACUCUUUAGUAUCUAUUGAUGGAAAACUACAAGGAGACCCACUGGAUCUAAAAAUGUUUGAGGGCACACAAUGGGAAUUUAUGCAAUCAAAUUUUGAAGAUAAUGAAAUUGCAUCAUCUAGUCUGGUUGUAAAGCCUGGUCAAGCAUGCAGUUCUAGUCCAGCAGAAGGAAUAGCCAUCAUCCACCAGUUUCCAUUUUCUUCAAGUUUACAGCGCAUGUCUGUCAUCACUCAAGAGAUUGGACAAGAUAAACUUGUAGUAUAUAUGAAAGGAGCUCCUGAGAUGGUGACUAAAUUCUGCCGUGAAGACAGUGUUCCAAAAGGCUUUACUAGUGAACUUCAGUUUUACACAAUGAAAGGAUUUCGAGUUAUUGGACUGGCAUAUAAAGUGCUGGAGGAAGAAAAGCUCUGUAGAAAUGGCAGCUUCAUUAGGGAGGAUGUUGAAUCAGAUCUGGAAUUUCUUGGAUUGCUUAUAAUGGAAAACAGAUUAAAACCUGAAACCAAACCUGUUCUACAAGAACUGAGUGCUGCCAACAUCAGGACUGUCAUGAUUACUGGUGAUAAUUUACAAACAUCCAUAACAGUGGCAAAAACAUCUGGCUUAGUCCCUGAGAACAGCAGUAUUAUCCUUGUAGAAGCUGAAGAACCAUCUGGACUGAACUCUGCAAAGAUCUCCUGGCAUGCAAUCGAGAGCCAAGAACAAACUUCCAAUGACACAAAAGUGUCAUUGAACAUUGAUAUUGAACAUAGAACAAUUUCAGAGGAGGCACAGGGCGACUAUCAUUUUGCCAUGAGUGGAAGGACAUAUCAAGUUGUCUUGCAGCAUUUUCAAAGUUUGCUACCAAAACUUCUGGUGAAUGGGGCUGUGUUUGCAAGAAUGUCACCUGGACAAAAAUCUAGUCUAAUAGAGGAAUUCCAAAAACUAGACUACUACGUGUGCAUGUGUGGUGAUGGUGCCAAUGACUGUGGUGCUCUAAAAGUUGCACAUGCCGGCAUAUCACUCUCUGAGCAAGAAGCUUCUGUUGCCUCUCCAUUUACUUCCCGUACUCCAAACAUAGGAUGCAUCCCAGAACUAAUCAAGGAAGGGAGAGCUGCAUUGGUCACAUCUUUCUGUGUCUUUAAGUACAUGACUCUUUAUGCCAUGAUCCAGUUUGUUUGUUUACUGCUACUCUACUGGCAAGUGAACAUCUUGUCAAACUACCAGCUUCUUGUCCAAGAUGUGGCUGUUACGAUUGUAGUCUGCUUGACAAUGAGCCUAAACCAUGCAUAUCCAAAACUAGCACCAUACCGGCCUCCAGCACAGCUUAUGUCACCUCCGCUCUUGCUCUCAGUAGUCAUUCAUGUAAUUGUCACUUCAGCCAUUCAGGCCUAUGGAUUUAUUGUCGUCCAGCAACAAACAUGGUAUUCUGUGCAUCCUAGUAGGUAAGAGCUUCUCAACUAGUAGUA